Messenger RNA from Armigeres subalbatus, 838 nucleotides. Its product is annotated as lysozyme-like. Bases 176 to 655 code for a protein of 159 amino acids. The transcript has 4 exons. The record is from RefSeq and is a predicted model, not a curated record. Gene Ontology annotation, molecular function: lysozyme activity. NCBI's taxonomy places the organism in Eukaryota, Metazoa, Arthropoda, Insecta, Diptera, Culicidae.
CGCACAUCCAGCGAUUCAGUCAGUCGUGAAGAUCAUUUUGAACCGAUCGGUCCGGUUUCAUUGCUGUUUUGUUUGGACGGUGUGAGUUGUGUGCCGCGAAACGAUUGUUAGCGUAUUACAAUAAUAACAAUCAUAUAUUAAAAAGUGUGAUUCAUAAAUAUUCUAUCGUCUGACGAUGAAUCUCAAGACAUCCGUUUGUUUUGCCGGCGUUUUGGUUGCGCUGAUUGCGCUGGUGAAUGCUGAUGUGUCGCACCUCGUUCUGGAGAACCCGGUGACCGAGGUGUGCCUGCGCUGCAUCUGUGACGCGUCCAGCGGAUGUGACCCGACGGUGCGCUGUACUGGCGAGUCGUGCGGAAUGUUCCGAAUCACGUGGGCGUAUUGGGCCGACGCGGGCAAACCAGUUCUGCCGGGUGAUGUUCCCGAGUCCCAGGGCGCAUACGCAAACUGCGCCAACGAUCCUCAAUGUGCUGCCUCGACCGUGCAAGGAUACAUGAGGAAGUUUGGUCAGGAUUGCAACGGAGAUGGCAUUAUCGAUUGUUUGGAUCACGCCGCUAUCCAUAAGCUGGGAGGCUAUGGGUGCAAAAAUGCCGUCCCCGUGGCCUAUCAGAGCAAAAUCGAUCAGUGCAUCCAUGAGGCAGCGGGAAUCCAACUGUAAAGGAAGACUGCUGUUAAACAUUCCAUCAUCAUAAGCUGCCCAUCCGUCAUGCAUGUUCUGAUCUGAAUCCUCCUCGGUGAAGUGACCAAGACGUCUAACGGUAAAUGUGUAAUUCAUUUCAAGGUCGUGAAUAAUUUAUUUUUAUUUAAAUAAAAAGCUCCUAUCUAAAUUUUAAAACGAAAA